CUCAGGUGUCCUCUGGUAUCUUCGUCUCAUGAAAAAAGCACGUGUGAUGUUUUUUAUAUUAUAAAUAUGGCGGAAUCAGAAGCUCAAGAAGUCGGACUGUCGUUUGGUGGGUACGAUGAAGAAUUUAUAAAUGCCGUCGAAGACGAUUUACAGUGUACAAUCUGUCAUCUACCUUUGAAGGAUCCAAUGCUGACUAAAUGUGGCCACAGAUGUUGCAAGAAGUGUCUUGAUGAACACUUCAAAAGGUAAGCAAUUUCUGAGUAUUAAAUACCAGCUAGUACCCUAAUUUGAUCAAAAUUAUUAGCUAUUAUUGUAUUGAAACAGAGUAAAUUUUGUCACCUGCAACCAUUUAAGUUUAUUUUGAUUUCCCUCUGGUGCGCUUGCCCCGUGCGCUUGUAGGUGAUCAUGCGGUGUCAUUAGUGACGGGGAUAAUCCAAUGGAGGCAAAACUCAAAAUCCCCAGGGCUUCGAACAAAACCACACUGAAACACCUGGACCAAAUAUUAACCCCCAAAAAAUUCCGUGCGGAAUUUUCGAGCCUGAGAAUUCAUUUUAGCAAAGGGGAAUCCCUGUGAGGACAAAGCCGGCGCAUGAUACAUCAAUUCAAUGAAAUAUGAAGCCUUGCUGGAUAGGACACUUACAUGUAUGAAUACGGCCAUCCCUUAGCUUGAGGCCCGGUACCCUAGCAUGAUUACUGUGGAGCUGUGAAACAAGAAGACAUAAAAGCAAAUGGCGGAAAUGUGAUACUUGUGGUCGAUUGUCAUAGUACAAUCAAAAGAUACACUGCCAACGCUACUAUAUGUUGUUAUGAAAUGUUGUUACAAUGCUUAUUUUUGAGAUAACGAGAAUUAAUUGAAGGAAUUAUUUCUAUUAUUUUUCGAAAAUGCAAACAUUUGGGUUGAUGGCCUGACCAAUUUUAUGGAAUAUAUUGAGUGGGUUAAUACAAUUAUACCGUAAAAUUCCCAAAAUAAGCCCCAGCAUGUAUAAGCCCCUCCAAAUAAGAGCCCCCAAACUUGUAACGGAAAAAAACCCUCCAAAAAAACGCCCCUCUGAGUAUAAGCCCUCCCCCCCCCCCUAAUAAAAACAUUUGGUUUAAUGCCCUACCCAAUUUUAUGGAAAAUAUUGGGGGGGUUAAAAAAAUUAACCCCAAAAAUCCCCAAAAAACGCCCCACCAGUUAAAAGCCCCCCCAAAAAAGGGCCCCCAAACUUGUAACGGAAAAAACCCCCCCAAAAAAACCCCCCCCUGGGUAAAAGCCCCCCCCCCCCCCCCGGGGGGGUUGUGUUUGGAAAUUGCCCUGAAAUACAAAUAAACCAAAGCAAAAAUGGUAAAGUUCCUUUCAGCUAUAAGCUUAGUAAUAAGCCCAAUCGAUUUUGAAACACACAAUUGCCUCCGUGCAGAAGCCCCUCUGAAUACAAGCCCCUCAAAAAAUAAGCCCCUCAAAAAGGGCCUUUAAAAAAUAUAAGCCCCAGGGCUUAUUUUGAGAAUUUUACAGUAAUUGAAUGUGUUAAUUUUUUUAAACAAUCACAAAUUAAACAAGUUUGGUUCAUGGUUAUACUAAUGAUGAUGACACUGCACAGCUGGUAUAUACUGCAAAUUCCAUGAAUCCCUACUUAAACCAAGACACCUACAGGGGAAUGCAAACAUCAGCAUAUUUGAAUGAAUCUUUCUCUUGGGGAACUAUCGAGUCUUCUACACGGAGGUCUUCUGGGAAGUUAAGACAGAAUCCACCAGGAAACUGAGUAUUUUUGAUUCUCAGUGGACAAAAACCUUGUACCAGAAUAAUUUAAAGAAUAUUGCGUUCUUUUUUACUUUUUUAAAGGGCUAAAGAUGUAAUAAUAGUCGUCGGUAAAACCUUGUACCAGAAUAAUUUAAAGAAUAUUGCGUUCUUUUUUACUUUUUUCAAGGGCUAAAGAUGUAAUAAGACAUCUGUAAUAACACCAAAGAAACUCUGUAAUGGGAGUCCAAGAAAAUGAAUGUCAAAUUUCAGAAGAAUUCUGAAUACACAGAUAAAAUUUUGGAACUUUCAUGUGUAAGAUGUAAUUUUGUGAAAUUUGACAUUCAUUUUCUCGGGCUCCCAUAAGAGAUUUUCUUUGGUGUUAUUUCAAAUGGGUAAUAACAUCUUUAGCCCUUGAAAAAUGUAAACAAGAAUGUAACAUACUUUAGAUUAUUUUGGCAUAAGGUUUUUGUCCACUGAGAAUUAAAAUUACUCAAUUUCCUGGUGGAUUCUGUCUUAAAAUGCAAUGAAGUCUCAUAUUUGUUUACAUGAGUGAUUAUACUCUGUAUUCAAUUAUUGACUGCACAGAUUGGAGGUCAACAAUGAAUCGUUAUAUUGUCCUGUGGACCGAAACACCCUGAUACGAGAUAAGGUAGGUGACCUGCGCUGUGCUUCAUCUGUGUUGGUGCAUUUAAAAUCUGUUUUUAAAGGAAGAGUAUUUUCAGCAGCAGAGAAAAUAGUAGUCUCUGUAGUAGUCUGCAUGUAUUUUUCUUUUGAAACUUCCAGAAGUGCUAAUUGCUCAGAGGAAUUUUUUUCUGGUGUUUAAAACUUAUUUAAUCUCAUCUGUAGCCAUAUAACAUUCAAUUGUGAAAUGAGAACUUUGACAACUCUCUUUUUUCCGCAUUGCACUGUACAUGGUCUGAGGAAACACUUAGUUUUCUGCAUUUGUUAUGGUUUCUAUCAAUUUAUUAUUGAUACUGCUUAUUUGAUAACCAUGCACCUGGAAAAAGAAAGUAUUGUUUUAGAAUAAGUCUUGAAUCCAACAUUUAAAAAACUGUAUGGACCCUUUAGUCUGCACUGUUUCACUUGUAGGAUGUUUUUGGUGACAAAGCUACAGAACGGAAGAUUCUUUCCUUGGUAAUCAAGUGUCCAAGUGAAGGUUGUAGCUGGAUGGGUGAACUGAGAAACAAAGAGGUGAGUGGAAUUUAUAGCCUUAGACAAUCAACUAUGUACUUUAAGAUCUUAAAACUGGGCAGGUACAGAACUUUCUCUCCGUAGGUAGUUGAAAGUAGCCCGGCCAACUAAAAAAACAUUCUCUUGGGGGGAUCUGCAUUAGGGGUCUGACAGCCCAUUGUCAACUAGCUCUUUUAGAAACCAGCAUUAGACACGCAAUACAUUAAAUAAAAUAUAUGUGAGAGCUUAGAAUGCACUGAUGCUAUUCAUGUUGCAACUAGUUCCAAUAAUAUGAAAGGUAUGUCCACACCUGUGGGCAUAUUAAAAUAUGUGCCUCAUAUCUUUUUCCAGAUUCACUUGGCUUCAUGCAAUUUCAAGCUCAUUUCCUGUUCUAAUGAAAACUGUGAAAUGAAAGUAUCAAGGAAAGAUCUUGAAGAACAUGCAACCAAGAAAUGUCAGUGGAGGACUGUGGAUUGUGAUCACUGCCAUGAACUCUAUCCAGAAUGUCAAAUGGAGGUAAUUAAACCAGCGGCGGUGUCGGAGCAUUAAAAUAUAAAGUGGGGGGCUCUGUUUUUUAGUCCUAAUGGGUUGACCGUGGUAAAAUAAAAGAAAGUUACUUGUUACUCUCCAAAGUUGGGGGCUUCCGCCACCUAUGUAAACAAACUGAUUCUUCAAUAAGUUAUUCUUUACACUCGGUCAAAUGCAAAACAAAAGAGCUUUAUACAGGUGCCCACUACUACAACUGAUCAUUAAUUACCACCACCAUUAAAUCUGCCACUGCCAAUCACACCACUACUGCUAUCACUACUGCUACAAUAUAUAUUGCCACUACCACUACUAAUCAGUAUCACUACCUUUACCACUACCACUACCUGCUACUUAACUGCUAGUUCUUCCACUAGGACUGUGGAUCACUACUAGCCUGCUACAACAAAGUCAUUAUUUACCUGUGAUUAAAAUACAAAUCCCCUGUCAUAAUUAAUUAAGCCAUUCACUCCUGGAAAUUUUGCUGAUAAACGUCUUUGGAAGCUUAUAGUCAAGAUGUUUUAUGGUCUCUGUAUGGCCAAAGUGAACAAAAACUGCCUGUGACAUUGUUUCAUUAGUUAAGCACUUCACGGCUUUUUGUUAGCCUCUGUACAGACCUCUCCCUCCCCUCUCCGAUUUUUGAUUUUUCCUGAGGGGAGGAAAGUCUCUACUCAACUUUCUGUUCCUGAUUUUAAACACCACCUUUUCAAAUUUGGGGCAUUCCCAAAAACCACAAUUUCACUUUGUCUCCUCCUCUAUUUUUCAUUAGCUGGGCAUUACUAGGCUUCAUUUCCGUGAAAAACGUUGUGGGGAAAACGUUUAGGACCGUAGCAUUAGAUGGAAAGAAGUGCAGAUGGGUAGUGGAACAAAAUUUUCAUUGAAAUUUAUGGGUCAAUUUUACAUGGCUUUUUUGCGAUUUUUCUCCGGGCUGUACGGUUUGACUGAAUCGUGUUUAUUUAGGUUUGGUUUGAAAGAUCUCUUCCCUUUGCACGCAUUAGAUAUCAAAGUUGUCUUUGACCGUUAAAGGUGAUGACAUCACAAGCGCCACUAGGGCGAAUGGGUUAAACUAAUAAACAGGUCCAAUCUCAGUGAGAUUCGAGGAAAAAAUUAACUUUUUCUCUUGGGACCUGUCUUAUAGUGAUUUUUUUAUAUAGCCCGCAAAGAUUUUGCUAUGUUGUCCGCUCAGAGAGCCUAUAGCUGGAAAUUUUUACAGUUCAACUUUAUAGUACAGCUUAAAGCUUCACGUAUACGGCAAAUGGCAAACGCCAGAUUCCAGUUGAGAAUUUCUGAAAAUAGAAAAUGAACAGAUAAUAAUAGCUUAAACAAUUCUUAUGGAAAAUAUUUUUAUUUAUGAGUAGAAAUAAUGAACAGUAAACGACAAGUAAAGGGACACGUGGUACAAAUUCACGUUUGACAUUUGACGUAAACGUGAUGAUUACCCUCCCUAAUAAGCAAUCAAGUGACAUAUUAUAGUGGAGCUUAUGGAUCUUAAUACUACAAGUAAAAUUCAAUCCAAGAAAAUUUUGUUAGUCAUAUACCCGUACAUCUGCCCGCCCGCACGUGAUAUUAUUAUUUGCUUUUCAACUAACAGUGACCAUCUAAUUCAUGCCAAUUCUACGAUGUCUGUACAUAUCCUGUGAAGUGCUAAUCUGACAGUUUUUGUUAAAUCUUUUUUGCCACAUGUAGCUGCAUAUCAAGAACUGUAAAAAGUUCCCUGUGCAAUGUUCUGACUGUGAACUGGAGAUGCAACAAGAAGAGGUGAAUUACACUAUAACUCUCUCCUACUUGAAUAUUGGUCAAUUUUAGUGACUAUUGAUGGUGAAGUUUUAAGUAAUGGUCCUGAUAAGAAGGAAAGCACCAACCGCAAUGAACACGUCGGAAUGGAAAAAAAGUUUAAACAAUAAAUUUUAUGAAGUCUUCGCAAAGCAGCUUGUACAUUAAUCCUUAGUUUUCUAACCAUCUUCCUUAUAACAAAAUCUUGUCUGAGUCCAAGUAACACAGAAGUACGUGAAAUUGUAUACUUUUGUCGGCAAAAAACACUCUUUAAAAAUUGAUUUUAAAUACAUUUUAUUUCGUAAACUGCCUUUUUGUUGGUUUAUGCAUUCUUUGUUUGAAAAUGAAAACAUUCCUAUGUGAGGAAAGCGUAUUGCACCAUAAAAAAAAAUUGCUUUCCGUCUUACCCGAGUCUUUACUUAAUUAUUCCAGCUUUGGAAUUUUGUCUGUCCAACAAAAACCCAUCGUUUUGCUUACUUGUACUGCAUGUGGUCCAACAUUGUGGUACAUGUAUGUCACUUAUAUUAAUGCUUUAGCGUGUGCUAUCUAUGUAACCCACUCCCUUUGUUACCGACGGUAUAAUUCUAAGGAUUUGAUAACCUAGCCCGGAGAAUAACCCGAAUAUCCUGUCUGUAUAUAUGUUUUCGCCAUCCAUUCUUGGGCAGCGAUGCUACAUGUUGAUAAACCUUUUUGAGCUGGAAAUCAUGGCAGUGGGACCUCGUCAGUACGGACAACCAAGGGAUGGACUCAGUCAAGUGUUUGCAUAAUUUAUACAGAGGUGUCUGAAUGUUGGUAUUUUCAUAAGAACCCGUUGAUUAAGUUCAUACUGUUUCAUCCCGAUGCAGAUGAUUCUAUCUCGUAGCCCACUAGUUUUAAAUUCACGUACAAUUUUGACCGAAUCAUCAAUACAAGUAGUUCGACAAUGGUUAGAAAGUAUAGGGGAAGUUUGAGAUAUACUAAUGGGCUCGUGUCUGCAUUCGCCACUUUGAGGUUGCGCGGGAAAGCGGAUCGAGAUGCUUGUCAAAGUGUGCACACUAGAGAGCUUUAGAUUCCAAGACGAGUACGGCUAAAGAGUACGAGAUUUUCUCAAUACUAAGUGGUGCUCGCGAGUGAGGCAGCGUCAUUUUGGCGCGAAAACGUGGUAGCCGUCGUCACUCUACUACGAGUUUUAGCGAGAAUGUCGAAGUAGCGGAAACAGGUUAUGAAAUGUUAGAAGUUUUAUCAUUUUGCGAUCAGGAGAGGGUGCAACCUUCUUCACUAAAGGUAACAGUGCUAACUUUUCUAGUGAAAAAUGGUAAAAUGAAGCUUUCCGGGGAGUCUAUAUUUGUAGAAUAGGCGAAAAAACUUUAAGUCAAAUCUCGUACUCGUAGUCGUUCUCGUCCUUGAAUCUAAAGGUCUCUAGUACUAUGAGUGAAACGAGGUUCGGCCUUCCGUUUCAGCUGCCUGAUCAUAUUCAAAACAACUGUCCACGAACAGUAAUCCAGUGCCCUUACUAUUACAUUGGCUGCAAUGUCGAGGUAUAUACUUUAUAUUUUAGCAUGUUCUGUACCUUUCUCAAACAAACACACUUCAGGGUCGGCCAGAGGGGGGCGGGGGGGGGGGGGGGGGGUGAGGGGAAACACAAAAAACCCGAAAAAAAUCUUCCAAUAUCACAAAAAAUUAAAAAAAACACGUUUAAAAAAAAAAAAAUUUUAACAAAACCAUUUUAAACAACCAAAUAAAACAAAAAACCGGAAAACUGUUAACUUCGUAGUGAUUGUGGUGGGGCGAAGUGCGGGGUUUUACAUUUUGUGUUGCGGAGGUCGUGGUCCUUGCGCAGGGGAGGGCGCGGGGGGGGGGGGGGGGGGGGGGGGGGGGGGGGGGGGGGUGGUUAGUGGAAUACCAAAAUACCCGAAAUAAAUCUUCCAAUAUACCAAAAUAUUAUACAAAACUCGUUUAAAAUACCAAAAUAUUAUACAAAACUCGUUUAAAAUACCAAAAUUAAGAAAACCUCGGUAUACUUUGUACCCAAAAUUUGUCAUGAGUGAAUACGUUAUACCCAAUUUUUCAUCAUAAAAUUACUGUAUACCUGAAAUUAAAUAAUCCAACAUACUGUAUACCCAAAAACCCUGGCCGACCUUUUGAGGCCUUAAAAGUAAUAAAUGUCCCUAAAUGUAAUAAAGGUUCUAAAUGUGUAAAAGCAUGGAUAGUAUGGUAAUUAGGUUGCGUGUGCAAAAUACACUUCAAAUGGAGAUUUGUAGUUUAGCACUUUUUUUUGGUUCCUCGUUUGGUUUUCAGACAGUACUUUCGCCUAAUAAAGAUCUUUCUUCCCGCCAGUUUUAAAGAAUCGUACUCCAUCUUGGAACUUAGAGCACGAACAUAGAGCGCAAUGACUUCUAUUAUCCUGGAGACUUGGGAUGGUGUGGGCGACCGGCUGUAUUACUCGAAAUUUACGAAAACGUCCUUUCUGAGCUCCUUUAAAUUCAGAACCUUGGUCACUUUGCAGUACAAGAGUGGGUCCAUUUGUCCAUUUUCUAUGUAUAAUCCUUUAACUCCUUUACACACGUCAAAGACAAAUGAACAUGACCUAGUGAAAACAUUCAUGACGAACAAUGCAUAAUGAUUAUCAAUCCUUCAUCUGAAAUUUAAUCCCUCCACGCUUUCCAAGGUCCAACAGAUCUACUUGGUGUCUGACUUCCACCAAUAUGACUUCCACAAUGAGUAGAGUGUUUCACACUACUUCUUGAGUGGUUAGUUUUCCUCCUUUUCCCAAUAUUUUUAGUUUCCCUUGGAAAACCUGAAAAACCCAUGAACAACUGGAAACAAUGAUUAUGCAAAAUAUUUGAAGGUAAACACGCGGUGCGUUGUGGGCAAUGCGAAAAUGUUAAAUGUCUAUAAAGACUUCAAUAUGGCGUAGAAAGUGAAUCGCCUGGCUAUGACAUCCUAUCAGACCGUUGCAUGUUUCAGUCACUGCGUCUUCAUCAAGUUUACAGUCAACAGUUAUUCUACUACUGUUAGGAGUUUUAUUACAUUUAGAGCCAAAACUUAUUACACUUAGGACCUUUAUUACAUUAAGGAUCAUUUGAAACACAUUAGAUUAUUACAUUAAGGAUCAUUUGAGGCCUCAACAACCCACGCCCACUCCUUUUUUUCUUUCUAUCUCUCUUGUGCUCCGGCCAAUUCAAUUUUCUUUUGUGAUUUAUUACAGUGUCCUGAUUUUUUGUUUCUGAAUAUAGGUUCAAAGAGGAAAGGUUGAUUUCCAUUUGGAGUCUGCCGCCAAAGUUCAUCUUGACCUUGCUUGUGUGAAGCUAAAUAAAAACAACGAAGAGUUCCAAGAAGUAACCAAAAGACUUGAAGCUAAAAUUGAUGCCCUGGAAAAGCAAGUCGAAGAAAAGUGGAAUUUUCAACAACAGUCAAUGAAAGAUUUAAGUGUAAAGCUAAAUAGGGAAGUUUUGAAAUUAAAGGAGGAACCACCCCCUUUUGUUUGGAAGAUCAGUGGAUUUAACCGUCUGUUUAAGUCAGCAAAGAAAGGAAUAAACACUGAUGUAGAAAGUAGCCCCUUUUUUACCGGACCCGUAGGAUACAAGUUAUGCGUAUCUAUUUACCCCAAUGGGUACGGUGACGGGAAGAACACUCAUUUUUCAGUUUAUAUUUGUCUACUGAAAGGGAAGUAUGAUGCAAUAUUACCUUGGCCAUUUACGAAAACAGUGACAUUUACACUUAUUGAUCAGCAAGAAAAUGAACUGAAUGCGAAUAAUUUUGCUAUGUUUUUUACCCCGAAUCCUGCAAAUGCUAGUUUUGCUCGGCCAGUGCAAGAUUGUAACGAUGAAUGGGGAUUUUGUCGCUUUAUUUCUCACGAGCAACUCCGAAGUAGGCGUUACAUUGUAGAUGACACACUAUUUCUUAAAGUUCAGUGUACUUCUCCAGAUUAG
This is a messenger RNA of Porites evermanni, 9096 nucleotides long. The record is from the annotation of a GenBank genome assembly. NCBI's taxonomy places the organism in Eukaryota, Metazoa, Cnidaria, Anthozoa, Scleractinia, Poritidae.